AUGUCAGAGCCCCGGCUAUUCACCGUUCGACCACUCUCAAAGCCAACACGGAGCGAUCACAAAGAUGCCUUCCGGGUCUGCUUCUCCGCAUCGUCGCUCGCAAACCUCAAACUUCGCGUUGGAGAUAUCUGCAGCAUAACGCAUGCUGAUGCGCCUCCCAAAUCUGCAGUCGCCUGGAACGCCGCCGAGAAUAUCCAAAAUACCGUGGUACAGACGUCCCGGACCCUCCAAGACUGCUACGGCAUCAAGCUCGGAGAGAAGGUCACGAUCAAUAAAGUGGAGGGGCCUUUGGAAGAAAUAGAUUCGAUAUACCUGGUGGAAUGCUCGGAUGCCGAACGAAUUUCCAAAUAUGGGCCCCUCUCGCCCUCGGACGUGGGGCAUUGGUCCUGGGCCUUGGGGCAUCCCCUUGAGAGAUGUGAUAUCCUGGCUGUUGGUUUAGUGUUUGAUCUAGAACUCAAAGGUCAGCGAAGAAGCUUUAAAGUGGCAAGCAUUCGUCCACAAAACCCAAAUACCGAUAAUACUUUGUUCCGAUUUAGUGAACAAACUAAGGUCUUAAUCGGCGAAGACUCAGACGGGGAGACAGCCAGCCGGAAUCCCUUGAUCCAGGUACAGUCGACAGGUCUGGGGGGUGUGAUGCGCCAGAUCGAUAGUAUCAACGAAAGCCUGUCAGAUUUCAACCUGGCCGCCGAAGGGCUGGCAAUGCCGCCAUUCUACGAACACACCCGGGGUCUCCUCAUCUACGGUCCCAAGGGGACCGGGAAGACCGCGCUCUUGGGGCAGAUCCAAGCAGCGGGGUGGAAGAAAACGUUCAAUAUCGGCUCGACAUUUACGAGAAAUAUCGGCGAUGGAGAGGCGCGACUCCGAAAGGUUUUCCACGAGGCCGCCCGCUCCCAGCCGAGUGCCGUGGUGAUUGAUCAGCUGGAAUUUCUUGCUCCAAAGAGAGCCUCGUUGGAGGGGCACUCGCUCUCAUCGGUCUUAUGCGAAUGUCUUGACCUUGUGAGGGGGUCUCGAGUCCUGACGGUGGCUACGACUCGACACCCGAAUGAUGUUGACGAUGCGUUGAGAACGCCACAUCGCCUGGCGAUUGAAAUUGAACUCCAAGUUCCCACGGCCCGAGACAGGGCUGAAAUACUCCGUGCUAUCUGUGGACCUUCGUCAUCGGGCAUCAGCGAUGCCCUCAUAGAAUUGAUUGCGGAAAAGACCCAUGGCUAUGUCGGAGCGGAUCUUUACGCCUUGCUCCAGGCUAUAUGUCGUAAGGCUCGACAGCGGUAUGUUGCCAAUAAACAGCCUGGCGACUCUGACCCCACAACGUCGGAUGAUAUGAGUGUAAUUGGGAGUCGUGUCUCGGAAGGCGAGCCAAUUCCUCUGGACAUCCAAGACGACGAUGUGUUGUUGGCCUUGCAGGAAACACGGCCUACCGCGAUGCGAGAAGUCUUUCUAGAGACGCCCAAGAAAGCCGUUGAGAGGCCUCUGAAGCGGCCGGAACGAAUGAAGAGACUCAACGUCAACAACAAAAAGGGUAUUCUUCUGUAUGGACCGCCGGGCUGUUCCAAGACGUUGACGGUCAAAGCUCUUGCAACCGAGGCAGGCCUAAACUUCUUGGCUGUCAAGGGCGCAGAGAUCUUAAGUAUGUAUGUGGGCGAGUCGGAACGUUCCUUGCGCGAAAUCUUCCGCAAGGCGCGGUCUGCAAGGCCCAGCAUCAUUUUCUUCGAUGAAAUUGAUGCCAUUGCCUCCAAGCGCAGCAGCACGUCUCAGGGUGGUGUAAAUGUCCUGACCACUCUGUUGAACGAGAUGGAUGGAAUUGAGGAGUUGAAGAGUGUCCUCGUUAUUGCUGCCACUAACAAGCCCGACGUGAUCGAUCCGGCACUGAUGCGCCCCGGUCGUCUCGACAAUAUCCUUUACAUCGGACCGCCUGACUUCGAGGCCAGGAAGGAGAUCCUGAACAUAUGGUGUCGCAAAUCUGUGGUGGAUCCUGAUGUGAGCUUGGAUGAGUUGGCAUCGCGAACCGCGGGAUACUCCGGCGCUGAGAUCGUCAGCAUCUGUGAGACUGCUGGAGAUGCUGCAUUGGACGAGGAGGAAGAAACUGGCCGGGAGCAGGAUGUUGGAUGGAGACAUUUCGAAUACGCGUUGAAGCAAGUGAAAAGGCAGAUUACGGACGAGGUGGUCCAAGAAUAUCAGCGGUGGCGAGAAUCGGUAGACACCUGA
Molecule: messenger RNA, 2205 nt
Organism: Aspergillus terreus NIH2624
Lineage: Eukaryota; Fungi; Ascomycota; Eurotiomycetes; Eurotiales; Aspergillaceae
Product: putative AAA family ATPase
Exons: 3
Coding region: 1-2205 (734 amino acids)
Cellular component (GO): cytoplasm
Molecular function (GO): ATP hydrolysis activity; ATP binding
Source: RefSeq, a predicted model, not a curated record